ACUAUUACCUGGAUGAAGAUCGGAAAUGGGCCCAUAACGUUACCCGGAUGCAAGAAACACUUGCUUCAUCGAGAAAGCACUGCACACCAAGACUCUUGCUGUUGGUAAACCCUUCGAACCCACCUGGUGCCGUCCUAUCUAAAAAGGAGCUCGAGGAGAUCAUCCAGUUUGUGUAUGAAAAUCAUCUUAUAAUACUCGCAGAUGAGAUAUUUGAACAUAAUGUCUACAACAACAAGCGCCCAUUCCACAGCGUGAGGAAAGUCCUGGAAGCCAUGGGUGCUCCUUACACGCGGAUUCCUGUGGUGACAUUUAGCUCUAUAUCAAAGGGCUUCGCUGCAGAGGGAGGCUUGCAAGCCGGCUACUUCGAGACCGUCAACCUCGACCAGGUUGACCAAGCAAACUUGGAGCACCUCAUGAAAGAAAUCUUACCAUCCAUGCUGUCACAGGUGGCGUUGGACUGCUUCGUGAAGCCACCAAGCUUAGGAGAACCAUCGUAUCAGGUAUUUGCUAAGGAGAAGGCCUUCAUCCUCAACUCCCUAGCCGAACGCGCCAGGCUGGCAGAAGAGAAGCUGAAUGCCGUCGAGGGUAUCCACUGCAGUCCCGUAGAGGCAUCCAUGGCUGCUUACGCACGCAUACAAAUCCCCGAAAAGGCUAUCGACGAAGCGCAGCGCCAAGGAAAGGAGCCGGACGUAUUCUAUGCGGAGGAGCUCCUUAAAAGCAAAGGAGUCAGCGUAGCCCCCGGGUCCGCUUUCGGAAGGCUGCCAGGGAGAUUCUACAUCAGAGUCACAAUACUACAGCCCAAGGAUAAGCUUCUGGAACUAUUUCAUCGUCUGAAAGCAUUUCAUGAACACUUCCUUGCCAAAUACGCCAGAACAGGUGUUGUUGCGCGCUAACCUUAAUGGCAUGAAAGUAAUAAGCAAUUGACGUGCAAAAUAAAUAAAAGCUCACUUUU
Messenger RNA from Dermacentor silvarum, 952 nucleotides. Its product is annotated as alanine aminotransferase 2-like. Bases 48 to 893 code for a protein of 281 amino acids. The record is from RefSeq and is a predicted model, not a curated record. The transcript is spliced from 8 exons. Gene Ontology annotation, biological process: biosynthetic process. Lineage: Eukaryota; Metazoa; Arthropoda; Arachnida; Ixodida; Ixodidae. Gene Ontology annotation, molecular function: pyridoxal phosphate binding; L-alanine:2-oxoglutarate transaminase activity.